This is a messenger RNA of Astyanax mexicanus (Mexican tetra), 2315 nucleotides long. RefSeq names its product serine and arginine rich splicing factor 4 (gene srsf4). Gene Ontology annotation, molecular function: mRNA binding. The record is from RefSeq and is a predicted model, not a curated record. Gene Ontology annotation, biological process: alternative mRNA splicing, via spliceosome; mRNA splice site recognition. The transcript is spliced from 6 exons. The coding region runs from base 146 to 1339 and encodes 397 amino acids. Lineage: Eukaryota; Metazoa; Chordata; Actinopteri; Characiformes; Acestrorhamphidae. Gene Ontology annotation, cellular component: nucleus; ribonucleoprotein complex; cytoplasm.
GCGCAUGCGCGUUGUGAGUCGGACAGGGUACCCCGUUUGGGCUGUGACGGCGACAUCCGCUAAUUCUCCUCCUUUUGGAAUUAGCCAGCUAGCGCGCCGCUAACAGACGGAGCCGCCGCUCUCCAUUCAUUACAUUAACCCAGAAAUGUCGAGAAUUUACAUCGGGAAGCUGAGCUACCGCGUGAAAGAGAAAGAUGUCGAGAGGUUUUUCAAGGGAUACGGAAAGAUUUUAGAAGUGGACCUUAAAAACGGGUACGGAUUUGUAGAAUUUGAUGAUCCCCGUGAUGCAGAUGAUGCCGUGUACGAUCUGAACGGGAAAAACCUUUGUGGUGAGAGGGUGCUUGUGGAACACACCAAGGGGCCUCGACGGGAUGGAGGCAACAACUCUGGAAGAAGCAACUGGUAUGGGCGUGGAGGAAGGGACAGAUAUGGUCCACCGACACGCACUGACUACAGAUUGAUUGUAGAAAAUCUGUCCAGCCGCUGCAGCUGGCAGGACCUAAAGGACUAUAUGCGGCAGGCUGGAGAGGUUACAUAUGCAGACACUAAUAAGGGUCGCAGAAAUGAGGGAGUGAUUGAGUUCAGGCUAUAUUCGGACAUGAAGAGGGCACUGGAGAAACUGGAUGGCACUGAAGUGAAUGGCAGAAAGAUCCGCUUGAUUGAGGACCGCCCUGGUGCCAGAAGCAGGCGCUCUUAUUCACGCAGCCUCAGCCGUUCCAGGUCUCGCUCUAGGAAUAGGAAGUCCGGCAAGAGCCGCAGCCGGAGCCGCAGCCGCAGUGCCAGCAGCCGUCGCUCCUACUCCAGACCUGCAGCAUCUCGGUCCAGGAGCAGAUCUGUAAGUAAGAAAAAUGAGAAAAGGAAAAAGAGGGAAGAGGAGGAACGCCACAGUGAAGAUCAGCCUAACCGAGAUUCUCAAGGAGGCGAAGACGAUGCCAGGAGUCCCAGCAGGAGCCGCAGCUCCAAGAGCAAAAAGGGAAAACAGGAGAGCAAACGGACCCGCAAAGAGUCCUGCUCUCGAUCCAGGUCCCGUUCUGUGUCACGCUCUAAAACCGAAAACAAAAGGGAUGGCUCUAAAACUCGUGAACCCACAAAGAGCGGUGAUGAGGGAACAGCAGAUAGGAACUUGCGUUCCAGAUCGCGUUCUUACUCCAGAUCCCGUUCUCCCUCUACUCCCAAAGCCCGGGCCAAAUCUAAAUCCAGCUCAAAGUCCCAAUCACACACUCCAGCUAAAGGCUCUGCUUCAGCUCGGUCAUGCUCCCGAUCUCGCUCUAGAUCCCGCUCACGCUCUAGAUCCCAUUCCCGCUCACGCUCUAGAUCCCGAUCACGCUCUCGGUCAUAAGCCGGAGUUCUACACUUCCCCACCCAUUCUGUCUGUAACUUUGUGUUUUUUUGAUAACUACAGUUGUAGAUACACUCACUGAGCAUGUAACUGGGAACAGUAUUCUAACACUACAUAGGGAAUCCCUUUGCUCUCAGCUUUUGCAUUUUGACAUGGUGAAUUACCUUGCUGGAAGUUGCCAUUAAAAGGUGGCUGAAAUGGGGCCAUGAGUGAGUGUACUUAGACUGUGACUUUCUUUUGUAUGAAAUACACAUGCAGGCCCAAAGUGUGCAAAGAGAACUUUUUAAACCUCUUAGACACAAGGCAAAAUUGCAUCAAUGGUUCCACGCCGCUGGUGCCAAAUUCCGAUCCCACGUACAAACUAGUUAUUUUUGCUGAUUUUUUCAAUUAUUCAGUUAUUCAAUUUGGCUUUUUAUCAGUUCUGUUAACUUGUACCUGUCUAGCUAUUUUUCUGUUAAAUCCCCUUGUUAAACAGUUGUUUCCAGAGAUCUUUGUGUAUGGAACAUUUUCAAAUAUUCAAACCAGCAACAGUCAUGCCAUCCGCGUGCACUGUUGCCACACAACUGACUGAGAAGGUAAUUGCAUAAACAAGUAAAUGUACAGGUGUUUCCAAUAAAGUGCUUGGUGAGUGUAGGUAAGACCCAUUGUGCCAUGUGUUUGCCUUAUACGUUAUUCCAUUCUUUUUUGAAUAACUAUUGGUAUUAUUGUCUUUAUACUUUUUUUCUUUUUGAGUAGUGCCCGCUUUUAAAAAGUCUCUGUAGAAUCUAGUAAUCUUUUUAUUAGAAGGAGUCAAAACAUAAGGUAAGAGUGUGAGCCUGAUGUGUCCUAAACAUUGUAUUACACACAAUAGGAACAUGUGUUUUGCAAGGAUGUAGUGGAGUUAGUAUUAUUUUUGUGUACACACUGUUCUCCUAUUCUUCUGUUCUCCUAUUAUCUGUUUCAUUUAAGACAUGAAAUAAAAAAGCAUGUCUGAUUA